GGUGGUAGUUUUUUUAUUUUUCACCAAUUUGCCCGAAUCGUGUUCUUCAUAAAAAAAACACUAAACUGAUCGUUUGUUUUGCGCAAUUCGUGUUUUUUGUUGAUACGAAAUGGGUCUUUUAUCGCUGCUGCGAAAACUGCGACCAAAUCCGGAAAAGGAAGCUCGGAUUCUGCUGCUUGGUUUGGACAAUGCCGGCAAAACAACAAUUCUGAAGCAGCUGGCAUCCGAGGACAUAACAACUGUGAGUAUUGUGAAGCGGAUACGUUCUUGCUUUCCCAAUAAUCGUUCGUCUGAUCCUCAGGUAACGCCCACAGCGGGAUUUAAUAUCAAGUCUGUAGCCGCCGAUGGCUUCAAGCUAAAUGUGUGGGACAUUGGUGGCCAAUGGAAGAUUCGACCAUAUUGGAAGAAUUACUUUGCUAAUACAGAUGUUUUGAUCUAUGUUAUUGACUGUACAGAUCGCACACGUUUUUCUGAGGCAGGCAGUGAGCUCUUUGAGAUGCUGAUGGAUAAUCGCCUGAAGACGGUCCCUUUGCUGGUCUUUGCCAACAAACAGGACUUGCCCAAUGCUAUGACUGCCUCCGAAGUGGCCGAGAAAAUGGGUUUAGUGCGUCUGCAAGAGCGCACCUGGGAGAUCAAGGCCUGUACUGCGGUCGAUGGCACAGGGCUGAAGGAAGGCAUGGACUGGGUGUGCAAGAAUAUGAAGAAGUAAUCUCGUAAUUUUAUUAUGCUAAUGUAAGAUGAAAGUUAUUAACGUGCACUGAUCAACUAUUAAAAUACACGCAAUAAUAAUUAUUAUAAAUUGGUUAAA
Molecule: messenger RNA, 808 nt
Organism: Drosophila albomicans
Lineage: Eukaryota; Metazoa; Arthropoda; Insecta; Diptera; Drosophilidae
Product: ADP-ribosylation factor-like protein 3
Exons: 3
Coding region: 110-709 (199 amino acids)
Biological process (GO): cilium assembly
Cellular component (GO): microtubule cytoskeleton; cytoplasm
Molecular function (GO): GTP binding; GTPase activity
Source: RefSeq, a predicted model, not a curated record